AUGCGGCCAAGCGCCCUGGGUCACGUGCUGCGGGCGGCUUCCCAGCCAAUGAGCGGAAGGCGCGGGGCGUGCGGCGUCUGUUGCGUCCGUUGCCUAGGCGACAGUUGGGCCUGCUUCGGGGGCGGCGGAGGCGCCCUCAGGAGGGACUCCGUCUUCAUGGCACAGCGGCGGCUGGCUGAGGCCUUGCAACGUUCGCGUGACCUGGUGCUUGUGGAGUGCUGCCCAGAGCCGGCCGAGUGGGAGGAGGAGGGGUCUUACUCCCCCACCAGCCUGAUUGCUCCCCACCACAUCCCCCUCCGCAAAGACAGCCACGGCAUCUACAGCCUCGGCUUUGCCCCUGAUGGUGGGCAGCUGGCAGCCGGCUUUGGCAAUGGUUCCGUGCAGCUGGUGGACAUGGCCACAGGCUUCCCAGGUCCCUCCUUGUUCCCGGGGCACCGCGUGCGCCACGCCAUCACCGCAGUGAGCUUCCAUCGGCUGAAGCCAGGGCUGCUGUUGGCUGCUGGAGCAGAUGGGGUGAUCUCCACCUACAGCCUGCCGUCUCCGUAUCCCGUGGCGUCCUUGACAGAGAAGGCAAAUGAAAUCAAUGCUCUGGAUGUCUGCCGGGAUGGCAGUGCUUUUGCUACUGCCGGCAAAGACCGGCACAUCCGGCUCUAUGACAGCCACACCAACCAGCUCUUCCACAUCAUGGAGGCCCCCGACUUCAUGGCCGGGGACGAGUUCACGCCCCACAGCGGCCAUUCCCGGCGGAUCUUUGCCUUGUGCUUCCACCCCACGGAACUGCAUCUCUUCCUGACGGGGGGCUGGGACAACUCGGUCAAAGUGUGGGACAAACGUGUGACCAAGAGGGCACAAGGCAUGCUCAAUGGGCCUCACAUCUGUGGCCCAGGGAUUGACGUCAAGGGAAACCAGGUCCUGACGGGUUCAUGGGUGCCCCGCCACGCCCUCCAGCUGUGGGACUUGCGCACGACUCGGCUGUGUCAAAACCUGCCCUUUCCUGGGAGCCCCGCGCAGGGGGAGUUCCUCUACUCGGCCCGGUUCUGCGCAGGGAGUGUGGCGAUAGCCGGUGGCAGCGGCACCUGUGGCGCCGGCCUUCUUCAUGUCGGCACGGGUCAGGUGGUUGGGGAGAUCCCCCUGCCCAACAAGCCUGCUCACGUGGUGGCUUCAGCACCCGGAGGACAGUUGGUGGCUGUGGCUGGCGCAGGAGGAAACCUCCACUUGGCAGAGCUGAGCUGAACCGAGAGGCCUCCACCUCGUCAGAAAGCAGAGCAGAAUGCGGCUAUGAGCAGCCAGGCAGGCAGGCAGGGCCCUUAAAGCCGCUGGGGCUGGUCAGUGGACUCUUCCGCCCCUUCCUGCAUGGCUCUGCCCGGACUCUUCACUGGUCCUCUGCCUGGGCAGUUCUCCCCCAACGUUGCCUUGGACUCCCCCAGUCCUGAGCCCUCCUUGCAAGCCAAGCUCAGGCUGGGUAGUGGAAGACGGGCUUUGCUUCUCCAGCAUUUGUACAAUAAAAGCUUUUGUGCCCGAG
Messenger RNA from Heteronotia binoei (common prickly gecko), 1522 nucleotides. Its product is annotated as POC1 centriolar protein homolog A-like. The record is from RefSeq and is a predicted model, not a curated record. Bases 1 to 1233 code for a protein of 410 amino acids. The transcript has 8 exons. Gene Ontology annotation, molecular function: protein binding. NCBI's taxonomy places the organism in Eukaryota, Metazoa, Chordata, Lepidosauria, Squamata, Gekkonidae.